Symbiodinium sp. CCMP2456 is the source of this 633-nucleotide messenger RNA. Lineage: Eukaryota; Dinophyceae; Suessiales; Symbiodiniaceae. The record is from the annotation of a GenBank genome assembly.
AUGUGGAAGAAGCUGCCUGGUAUUCAUGAGCUGAGCACAGCCUUGCAGAGCGCCCAGCUGGCCAUCGGAGGAGACCCGGUGGCUGCCCGAGCCAAACUGACGGAGUACAUCGAUGCCUCCAUCCUCGGCUCAGCCGUGGCUUCCGGGGUACAGGCAUGCCGAGGAAAUUGGCGAGAAGCUGAAAGGCUGGGUCGAGGAAGUGGAGAUGUCCUUGGAGGUGUGGUGGAGUCCGUGGGUGAGGGAAGGUCCCACUAUUCGAAGGGGAUUGCCUGCUGUGGACGAAGUCUUCGGUGUGUCGCACGUGAUGAUCCUGCUGGGGGAAACGCUGUCUGGACCGAGUUGUAUCGGUCGGACAGCGUGUUGGGCUGCAUGGCCGUCGCUUUAUAUGAACGAUGCCGAGGUGGCGAUUGGCAUCAGCACAUGGAGCAAAGUGGCAGGGCAUGGCAGGAGGCGCAGCCCGGUGUCGAGAAAGUGUGCCUUGUGGCCGGGGUACUCUUCCGAGCUUUGAGCCUGGAAGGGCUGGGUAAAACAGCAGCAGUUGCUGUCGCAACUUCGCCCUUGUUCGAGGCGCUGGACUUGCCAAUGACCAGUGCAGCGCUGCGAAGACUGGCAGCAGCGGCUGGAUACUACUAG